AUGAUCAAGGUCGAUAUCGCCUCACCUCGACCCGACCACCCGCGCAAGUGUAGCACGGGCGCGGACCUCGUCUCGAAUCCUCAAGGUGGCUCCGACGACAAGUUUGACGCCGCGGCGUGCUUCGACGAGCUCUUCCACUUCACGAUCUGGACGGACGAGCACAGAAUUCUCCGCAUCACAGAGCACCACGCGCCAAAGCUCGAGGACGACCACGUGUUGACCCUCAUGCGCCAAACGCUACAGCUACAUGUCCUCGACAUCGUUGCUCCAGAGCACGCGAAGAUGCUUCUCCGCCACAUUGAUGAGUGCCAGCGCAAAUGCUACCUCGAGCUCGACAGGACCUUGUCACUGCCCGGGUUUUUACGGCCCUCGAUCGAAGCAGCAGCCGCGCAAUGA
Molecule: messenger RNA, 396 nt
Organism: Saprolegnia diclina VS20
Lineage: Eukaryota; Oomycota; Saprolegniomycetes; Saprolegniales; Saprolegniaceae
Exons: 4
Coding region: 1-396 (131 amino acids)
Source: RefSeq, a predicted model, not a curated record